AUUAUACCUGCUAUGAUGGAGACCUUCAUCUACAUGCUGAACAUCCCCACACAUGCUCCUACAGACUUGAGGAAUAUCAUCCUCAACAAGUCUGAGGAGGGUUACACCUUCAACAGCUUCACUCUGCAGCUGGAGGGCCUGGAUGUCUCGGAGGAGUCCCGAUUGGCUGCCUUUCUUUUCAUCCUUCUCUCCUAUCUGUUUAUUGUCGUUGCCAAUGUUGGGAUCGCUGCUCUGACUUUCCUGGAUCAGAGGCUUCACCAGCCCAUGUACCUGCUGUUCUUGAACCUUUCAGUCAACGAUGUUUUAGGGAACACCGUUGUUCUGCCCCGUUUGCUCCUGGACAUCCUUAGGCCGCCCUCUGACCGCCUCAUCGGUUACUAUGAGUGCGUCCUCCAGGCAUUUAUCAUACACAUGUUUAACACUACGUCCCACACCUUGCUCAUGAUCAUGGCCUUCGACAGGUAUGUGGCCAUCGGUAACCCUCUGCGUUACUCUGUAAUAAUGACCAAUAGAAUGCUGGUGAAGCUGACGGCGGGCGCCUGGGGGGUGGCUCUGGUUCUGGUCGGGAUUCUGCUGGGUCUGACCAUACGGCUGAACCGAUGCAGGACGUUCAUGAGAAGCAUAUACUUUAAUAACGCUGCAUUGUUUCUGCUCUCAUGUGACAAUAUUUUCAUCAAUAACGCAUACGGGCUGACUUUCACCGUGGUUCUCUUCACAGCGUCCAUCGGCAGCAUGGUUAUCACCUACACUAAGAUAACUGUGGUCUGUCUGACCAGUAGGAACAAUACUUUGAACAAAAAGGCAUUAAAAACCUGCAGCACCCAUCUGCUUGUUUAUCUCAUCAUGUUCUUAAGCGGAAUAAUCAUCAUUAUUCUGCAUCGCUUUCCUCAAUAUGCUGAGGCCAAAAAAAUCGCUGCUGUUUUGUUUCAUGUGGUUCCUGGAAUCCUCAACCCCCUCAUUUAUGGUCUGCAGUCCAAAGAGAUACGGAAAUAUUUCUCAAGGAUGUUUUCCUCAAAUAAAGUUUUGAUGUCAUCUUAAAGAAGACUGACUUGGUCUGAAAGCACUU
This is a messenger RNA of Cyprinodon tularosa, 1066 nucleotides long. RefSeq names its product olfactory receptor 146-like. Gene Ontology annotation, cellular component: membrane. NCBI's taxonomy places the organism in Eukaryota, Metazoa, Chordata, Actinopteri, Cyprinodontiformes, Cyprinodontidae. The record is from RefSeq and is a predicted model, not a curated record. Gene Ontology annotation, biological process: G protein-coupled receptor signaling pathway. Gene Ontology annotation, molecular function: G protein-coupled receptor activity; olfactory receptor activity. The transcript has 2 exons. The coding region runs from base 13 to 1038 and encodes 341 amino acids.